This is a messenger RNA of Ectocarpus sp. CCAP 1310/34, 1747 nucleotides long. Lineage: Eukaryota; Phaeophyceae; Ectocarpales; Ectocarpaceae. The record is from the annotation of a GenBank genome assembly.
AUGCUGUGUACGACUGCAUGCCAGGGCAAGUACGUUGAGGCCGAGCCACUGCUGUACGAGCGGUCACAGGCUAGAGGAGAGAAGGUGCUAGGUCUAGAGCAUCCUGACGUACAUGUCAUGGCAAGUGUGCUGAGACAGAGCUACUCUUCGAACGGUCUUGAGCCAUUGGAGAAAGAACUAGGUCCGGAGCACCCUGACGUGGCCACAACGCUCAACAACCGGGCGGGCUUGUUGGCUAAUCAGGGCAAGUACAUUGAGGCCGAGCCACUUUACGAGCGUUCACAAGCUAUACGAGAGAAGGUGCUGGGUCCGGAGCAUUCUAUUUUGGCAACGCUCAACAACCGGGCGUGCUUUUUUGGGAGCCAGGGCAAGUACAUUAAGGCAGAGCCACUGUUCGAGCGAUCACAGGGCAUACAAGAGAAGGUGCUAGGUCCGGAACAUCCUGGUGUGGCUACCACACUCAACAACCGCGCCCCGGUUGUUGAGUCUCGUAGCAAGAGUUGGGUGGUCAGGGCCUAGCGUCGGCUUCCUCGUGCUUGCCCUGUGUACAAAUCAGUGGGGUGGUGUAAGCGACUGGCCGAAGGAGAACCAAACCCUCAAAACGAAUGUGUACCCGCCGAAAGUUCCUGGAAUUUUUCAUGGCUCUCACCUGACGCUCCAACAACGGGCGGGGUUGUUGAUGAGUCAGGCGAGAGCCAAGCGAUUCUUCCUUCUAGAAGAUGGUUCUUGAUUUUCCUUCAAAGCUUUUCUAGAUGCUUCUAGAUGCCUCUAGACCUCCGUUCUGGUUGUAGAACACGUGGGACAAUGUGAGCGCGGUGUCAAUGGUCUGGGAGACUGUUGUUUCAUCCGUUAAUUCAUGUCCCGGUGGGAACUUCGCUACGGACCAUGGCGGUGCCACCGUAAUUUCGCUGUCACGUUGCAAUUUGUAAACUGUUCUCGAAUGUUUCUUACAGAGAAAGUUCGCCGAGGCGCAGCCGUUGUUCGAAAGAGCUCUUUUUAUCAAAGAAGUUGCUCUGGGGGUGGACCACCCGAGCAACUUCUUUGAUAACCAGAGCUCUUUCGAACAACGGCUGCGCCUCAGCUAUCUUUCCCUGUAAAAAACGGUGUAGAGCCCACUUUAGGCGGCACCGUUCCGUAGCAACAGUUUGCAAAACUGCCAUUGUGACAUGAUUAAAUGGAGGAAGAUAUAAGCCGGCUUCUAGAUCAUUAACUGCCAUGAUUUGUUCUAGAAGCACACGAGAAGGUCUAAAUAGUUUUGACAAUACUUGUUCCUAUCGUGCCUUUUACGUUUCAGGGCAAGUACGACGAAGCCGGGCCGCUGUAUGAUCGUUCCCUUGCCAUUUGCGAGAAAGUUUACGGGCCUGAUCAUCCUGCGGUGGCAACAGUGCUCAACAACCAGGCGGAGUUGUUGAGAGCGCAGUUGAGAGCCGCGAGACUUUUCCAGUUGAAAUGUCUUGGCGGCCUGUGGAUGUUGUACGUGGCGCUCAACAACCGUGCGGGUUGUUGAAGAGUCAGGUGAGAGCCAAACGAUAUUUCUGGAAGCAUGUGUAACGACUUCGGUCGUGCAUUUUUUCCUCCGCAACGUAAUCUACGAUGAUCGCAAUGACCACACCUUCCUCUCUCUUUUCCCUUGUAUCGCAGGGAAAGUAUGACGACGCGGAACCUUUGUACGUAAGAGCUAUCGCUAUCGGAGAGAAGGCGUUGGGCCCAGAGCAUCCAGAUCUUGCCGUGUGGCUCAACAACCGGG